Molecule: messenger RNA, 1712 nt
Organism: Sphaeramia orbicularis (orbiculate cardinalfish)
Lineage: Eukaryota; Metazoa; Chordata; Actinopteri; Kurtiformes; Apogonidae
Gene: cd74a
Product: CD74 molecule, major histocompatibility complex, class II invariant chain a
Exons: 9
Coding region: 103-957 (284 amino acids)
Biological process (GO): negative regulation of DNA damage response, signal transduction by p53 class mediator; immune response; antigen processing and presentation
Cellular component (GO): cytoplasm; membrane; cell surface
Molecular function (GO): macrophage migration inhibitory factor binding; cytokine receptor activity; MHC class II protein binding
Source: RefSeq, a predicted model, not a curated record
UAAUUUCUUCCUCAUUCUCAGAGUGAUUUAUUUAGGUGAACAUCCAGACUCUGUCUAGUUUAUUACUUUUCCUGAAGAAGCCAAGAGGAACUUGCAGGACAGAUGGCCCAGUCUCCAGAAGAUGCUCCUCUGGCCACAGGUAGCAUGGCCGGCAGCGAAGAAACCCUGAUUCUGCCCAGACAAACUAGAGGGGGCUCCAACAGUCGUGCCUUUAAAAUCGCCGGCCUCACCACUCUGGCAUGUCUGCUCCUGGCCAGUCAGGUCUUCACUGCUUACAUGGUGUUCGACCAGAAGCAGCAGAUUCACACGCUGCAGAAGAACUCUGAGAAGAUGGGGAAGCAGGUGUUACGCUCAGCCCAGGCCGCUCCAAUGAGGAUGCGUGUGCCCAUGAGCAGCCUUCCCCUGAUGAUGGACUAUGUUUCUGAUGUGGACACCCCAUCAUCCAAGACACCCAUGACAAAGCUGAAGGAGGAUGCUGUUCCUACUGUGGAGAAGCAGCUGCAGGAUCUGAUGCAGGAUUUCAAGCUGCCGCAUUUCAACAAGACCUUCAUGGCCAACCUGCAGAGCCUGAAGACGCAGAUGAAUGAGAGCGAGUGGAUGAGCCUGGAGACAUGGAUGCGCUACUGGCUCAUCUUCCAGAUGGCCCAGCAGAAACCUCCAGCUCCAACUCCACAGCCAGCCUUUUUGAUCAAGACCAAAUGCCAGAUGGAGGUGGCUCGUAAGAGUCACCUGGUCGGGCAGUACAAGCCCCAGUGUGACGAGCAGGGUCGUUACACACCCAUGCAGUGCUGGCACGCCACCAACUACUGCUGGUGUGUGGACGAGAGUGGCACCGCCAUCGAGGGCACCGCGAGACGUGGCCACGCUGACUGUCCCAAAGUCCCAGCUUACCGCCGACCGAUGUAUGCAGCCAUGCCACUGCAGAAGGCCUUCAGUCUUGAAGAGGAUGCAAAAUAAGUGAAGAAGUGCCUGGUGUUUUGCUUAAUAAGUAAACCUUCGCAGACACGAAGAAGCAACACUUUAUCUUAAUUCUAGCCCGUAUUCUGUGAUGGUUUUAAUGUCUGAUCAAGUUUUUUCAUGCAAUCUCUUGAUUUUUUAACCCUCUGCUGGCUGUAUGAAAUCAACUCAAUAGAGAACUGUUACACAUGGCAAUUUUGCAUGUUUUUGAUAUUUUUUGUGGGCAUUCAGAGUGAUGAGGUGAUAUAUAGUCCAUAGAUAUCUAUAUAAUCUACAGUAUAUUAAGUGUGUUAAAUCAAUUCAAUUCAUGCAAAUUACACCAAAAAACAUUUUCAGUCUUAUUUAGUAGUUUAGCUGUUGACUUUUACUUUAUAUUUUUCUGAUACCUGUCUCUAAGAUGAAUGUUUCUGUCUCAUCACAGUGGAGGACAAAGGAGUUUUACUUGUAGAACAAAAGCAUUGAAAUAUUACCUUUAAAAAUGUGAAGAGAAUAAAUUCUUCCGAGAGACAGCAUCCUUACUGUUCAGAGAGAAAUGUGUGGAUUAAUCAGUGAAGGGGACACUGUUUCUCAUAAGAGGUGUCACAGAUUUGUGUUGAAUGUUGUUUGAACGCUGUAAACACCGCUAACUGAUCUGAAUUAAGAGCAGGUAUUAGUGUGACUUUGCAGGACAAGAGUUUACUGAAGAGGGACUUUAUGUGACUCUUUGAAGGAUGUGGUUUUUCCAUGUAGUUAAAUAAAGUUGUCUGUAAAAGCUG